AUGCGGAGCGAGUCCCACGGCUGGGACCCGGGCGCCGCAAUGGGUGUACAGAGCGGCGACUGGUGCCGCUCCUUUCCGCCCUUCUUCCGGCCACUGUGCGAUGCGGCAUCCGCGACCUCAACGAGAACACCGACGGUGACCUCUUCGCUUAUGCCGUCUACGGUGUGCUCCUCCUGCUCCUCUGACGCGUCGACGACGAGUGCGACGGCGGCGGCGGCAUGCGGUAGGGGUGGGGGUGGAAUUGACUUUGCCGGGAAGAGCGCUGGGGCCCUCUUCCAGGAAAAGAUACGCUUGCUGAAGAACUCCAUGCAGCGGCAGCGGGCCGCCCGUGCGCAGCAGCAGCAGCGGCGUGCGUGGGAUGCAUGUGAGCCGUUAGAGACGACGCACGCUGCGGCGUGGGCGUCUGACACGCUGCCGAACGGCGACGGCGUCGUUGCACCGGGUUUUCAGGCCGGCAGGAAGGCGAGGCGAGACGCGGCCGCGCAGGCGCAGCCGGCACCAAGCCUCUUUGCGCCGCCGAACUUCCCGGCGGAGACGCAGCGCACUGUGGUGUCGGAAGGAGACGGCGAGGCCGCCAUGCAGAAAACAACGCCGCCGCGGGGGAAUGGCCAAACGAACUUAGGGGAGGGCGAGGCCGGUGCGAUGGACUUGUCGGCGUCGCCGGUGGUUGUUGUUGUGCUAGACGACUCAUCGCACCCGGUGGAGCGGCGCGACGGCGCCGCCUCCGCGUCUCCAGUAGACGGCCACAGUACGCCUGUGGCCGCCGCUGCUGCGCAUGGGGGUGCUGCUGGCGGGCACGACGUGGCCGGAGAGAAUGGCGCGGUAAGACACGACACGGGGGCGGAGGAGCCGCGACAAAAUAGACGAAUACUUCACGGUGGCCGUGCCGCGGUCCAAGCAAGCGAAGUUUCACGACCCCCGACGCCCCACGCGGCAAAACAACACCGCCGUCACACGCUUGUGUCUCCGCUCGUAUCAGCAGGCCUCGCGGCGGGGCAAAAGUUGCUUGCAUCGCACGCCGUGGGCGGGCCGGUGGGGAGGGCGAGGAGACAGUGGGCGGCAAGCAAGGAGGCUGCCGCGAUCCACACCCUUCGCGCCCCCUCCGAGAGUAGCACGGGUCGGCUGAGCAGCCAGCGUUGCACGCGGGAAGCAAGCUUGCAGUCGUCGUUGCCGCCGCCUUCCGACACGGAGACGGAGCGGAUGCUGGGGAAGAGCGACGACGACGAGCCGGCGCCACGGAGGCCCACCCGAAGAAGUGCCACGCUUGCAGAGGCCGAGCUUGAGAGGCUGACGGCGGGGGCGGGCGGGAGUCACGUCCUUGUUCUUGGCGCUCGCUCCGUGAGUUCUGGAAACUCAAAUAAGCCACCAAAGCGGGGGGAUCGUGGAAGGAGCGGGACACGAGGCGCAGUCGCGGAGGAAGCGGCGGCGCUCACAGGCAGCCGGGCGAAUGGCGGCACGAGCGACUUCACGCAACUGCGGUGUUCUUCCCCCUGUCUGCUGCGGACGUGGGUGAGGGAGGACACGGGGCCUGUGACGUGCACGGCAGCGCCUGCCCGCUCAGUGCGCAGCGCGGGUGAAGGAAGUCAGCGUCGCACGACCGGCGAAAGCAGCCCCGCGGCGCGUCAACGUCGCUGCCUGCUUCGUCAAAUUCGCCUCGUCGAUGCCGAGCUUCACCGGAUGGAGCAGCUGCCGUGGUCGAAGUCGCUGCGCGCGGCCCCUGCCUCGGCGAACGCGCUGCAGAACGAGAAGUCCAAACUGCUGGCGCUGCGCAAGCGGUACAAGUGGGAGUUGGAGCGGGUGGCGGAGCGCGGGGACGCGCGGCCAGCCGGGCUGCCACCGCCACCGCCAGCAAAGUCGUCCGCGCCGCCCGCGUCGUGUAGGCGGCUUCCACGGGACGCCUCUCCUGCCUUGCCGCGCCAUGGGCCGUCCGUUUACGAAGCUGUCUUGCAGCAGCAAGAGCGGCAGCGGCAGCAGCCCGCGAAGAAGCCGCCUCAGGGAGGUCGUGUGGCUGGGAAGCAGACGACGCUGAGGCUCGCUGAGCGUGGGUCGAGUGCAGGUCGAGGAAAUACAACGACUUGGGACAGCGGCUUUGCCGCGAACGUGGGUGGCCCAGUGCGUUCCAGGCCGCAUGCGAGUUGCGUCUCUGCGAGGGAGCACCCCAGCCUUUCACGCGGGCCCUAUCGCCAAGAGGAACGGCGAGAGCCUCUUGGAGGCGAAUAA
Molecule: messenger RNA, 2220 nt
Organism: Trypanosoma conorhini
Lineage: Eukaryota; Euglenozoa; Kinetoplastea; Trypanosomatida; Trypanosomatidae
Exons: 1
Coding region: 1-2220 (739 amino acids)
Source: RefSeq, a predicted model, not a curated record